CUAUCUACAUAAAGUCAGAAUCGAAUCAAUUUUAAUACAUUCAACAUACAAUAUAAUAAAGUUUACUAUGAAGUGGACAUCCUUAAUUAUCUGUCUUAUUGCCCUCGUCGACGCCGGCCCAACUUUUACACACCAACAGCAACAACAGCCAUUUGGCUCCAAUAUAUUAGACCUCCAGUCCUUCAAACUCAAGACAAUCUACCAUCAUGCAUCCAUCAAUGGUCCCAUUCCUCACCUAUUCCGCAGACUGGACGUAUCGGAAUCAAUGUCAAUGUCAAUCCAAAACAACGCCUUUGAAAUGAAACCCGUCAUUGGAACAUAUAUGCGGCCCUCCCAGAAGGAUCUCGUCCCGCUUCAUAGACAAAAAGAAACCGGCCAGAGAAUGCGCAUGGAGGCCAAUGCCGAUCUGGAAUUCGAACCAAUCUUGGGUCUCCAGCCUGAUGUCACAAACCGCCAGACUGUAAUGACUCUGGCUCAAAUGACAUACAAUGCAUAUUCAGAUAUCAUUAAUGGUACAGCCGAUUGGUAUGAGCUAGAAGCACCGUGGGUAAAGAAUUCAUCUUUUGGCUGGGAAUCGGACGGUAUCCGAGGUCAUAUCUACAGUAAUGCAGAUGAGUCCUUAAUAGUUAUCAGCAUAAAGGGUACAAGUGCUGGUCUCUUUACAGGAGGACCCACUGGUGACAAAGACAAGCUAAAUGAUAACAUGUUGUUCUCCUGUUGCUGUGCCCGUGUAAGUCGAGUAUGGAGAUCGGUGUGUGAAUGCUACAAAGGAAACGAGUACAUGUGUGAGAGCUCUUGUCUGGAAGGAAAUAUCAAGAACAGUGAGCUUUAUUAUGAUAAUGCCAUGGAACUUUACAAAGAAGUUGCCAAUCAGUAUCCCGAAGCAACCAUCUGGCUGACCGGACAUUCACUCGGAGGUGCGCUUGCCAGCAUGGUAGGACAAACAUUUGGUGUACCGACCGUCACUUUUGAGAUCCCAGGAGAUUUGCUGGCGUCUAUUCGAUUACAUUUGCCACGUCUUCCAGUAGAUAUGAUGCCUCUUUGGCACUUUGGUCACACCGGAGACCCUAUUUUUGUUGGUGUUUGUACUGGCCCUGUUAGCUCAUGCUGGUACGGUGGGUUUGCCAUGGAAACACGUUGUCAUACUGGCAGAGUGUGUACUUGGGAUACAGUUAAUGACCAUGGUUGGAGGGUUGAUAUUCGAUCACACCGUGUUGGUGAUGUAAUUGAGAACAUCCUAAAGAAAUCUGAGGAAGAAUUCCCUCUUCCCCACUGCAUACCCGAGGAUCCAAAGUGUCAGGACUGCGGUUUGUGGGAAUUCUUUGACAACCGAGAUACUCCGUCUGAUCCUGCAAGCCUUCAAUCACACAAUCCUCACAGUAAUACGAAUACUUCACAGCUACAUAGAAUAGGUGGCUGUGGUGGUUCCCAUUAAUAAUUUUAUAAAUAUAAAAAUGUUACAUAACAUUAUAAUAAAGUAUAUAAACCAAUUUUAAAUUUGAUAUAUAAU
Messenger RNA from Phycomyces blakesleeanus NRRL 1555(-), 1510 nucleotides. RefSeq names its product secreted lipase. The record is from RefSeq and is a predicted model, not a curated record. The transcript is spliced from 7 exons. NCBI's taxonomy places the organism in Eukaryota, Fungi, Mucoromycota, Mucoromycetes, Mucorales, Phycomycetaceae. The coding region runs from base 68 to 1435 and encodes 455 amino acids. Gene Ontology annotation, biological process: multivesicular body membrane disassembly; macroautophagy; piecemeal microautophagy of the nucleus. Gene Ontology annotation, molecular function: glycerophospholipase activity.